Messenger RNA from Microplitis demolitor, 2214 nucleotides. RefSeq lists its product as uncharacterized. Gene Ontology annotation, cellular component: nucleoplasm. The record is from RefSeq and is a predicted model, not a curated record. Bases 135 to 2027 code for a protein of 630 amino acids. NCBI's taxonomy places the organism in Eukaryota, Metazoa, Arthropoda, Insecta, Hymenoptera, Braconidae. Gene Ontology annotation, biological process: regulation of DNA-templated transcription. The transcript is spliced from 10 exons.
UGUUGGCAACUUCAUCAUCAACUUACUGUUGGUUACUGUCAACAUUUAAAAUAAAUAGAGAUGCGGGAAUUACGUAUAAAUAUUUAUCGGUAUUAAUAAAAUAUAAUGAUUUGUUUAUAAUUAUUACCUAAAUAAUGAGGUCGAUAAGAAUGGACUUGACUAGAGAUGAUUGUAGAAAAUGUUUAAGAUGUUUGGAAUUAGACGCUUAUGGCAACAUGGUCUCGGUUUUACGAGCACAGGGUUCAUUUACAGAAGACAAAAAACGUUUGCUUGAAGAAAUAGCUAAAGUACUUCAUAUAUCCAACGAAAGACAUCGAGCUGAAGUAAGACGCGCCGUCAAUGAUGAAAAAUUGUCAUACAUUGCCGAGCAGCUGAAUGGUCCAAACACCUGGACAGACUGGGCCAUCGAAGGCAGAAGAAUGAUCCCAUUGCUACCGAGAUUGAAAGCACAUACGGCAUUCACUGAGCUGGCGAAUAGUUUGUCCCUGGUACUGGCAGCUGCGAACGAAAAAAAAGCACCUGUUCUAAAAAACAACGACCCCAUAGUCAAUACUAAUACAAUAGUUAAAAAUAAAUUGGAGUCAUGUAAAGAAGUUGAAGACAAACUGCCUCUGCAAAAUUCGAUAUCGAACCCACCUAAAAGUACACGAGGUAGAAAAAGAAAAAAACCUUUGGCUGAUGCAGAUAAUGGUAACAAAAAAUUGAUAUCCCAGACUUGCGUUAAUGACAAUGAUAGUAAUGGUAAUUGUAUGAGACAAUCGGGAUCAUUGCCGGCAACUCCGAAGGAUAAAGUAACUGAAAAUACUUCAAAAUCUGAAUUAAUAAAUGAAAGGCUUGUAAUAAAUUCAACGUGUACUGUUACUCCAACGGUAAUGAGUUGUAAUGACAGUAUAAAUGACAUUUCAAAUUCAAGUAAUAUUAUAAAUGAGAUACCUCAAACUAACACUGCCAUUGAUAUUAAGUGUGAUGUAGAAUUAAAAUUAGACGAAUGCAUUAAUCAUGAAAAAUCAAAUGACCCUCCAAUAAUUGAUAAAAAGGAACCAGUAGCUGAAAAACCUGCUGAGUCGGAAGUCGGCAGAUCGAGCCCAACUGGUUCUCAAAUAAAUUCUGUUAUUGUCAGUAAUAUCAAACGAAUUGCGGCUGUUAGUGAAGAGAUUUCUUCGAGUGGCCCAGGUCCGCCGCAGAUUAAUUCUUCGAUGGUUACGUUUAAAAAACUGCCUACGGAAAAGCUCAAUCAUCAAUCUGUUACUAAAGUGGGUAUUACUUUAAAUUCUAAUAACACGAUUAAUAUAAGUGCAUUUUCAAAUGCUAGAUUAAGUUCUAAGCCCAAUGUUAUUGUACAAAAAGGUUCUGCUCAAGAUGUGAGAAUAACUCAUGGUGGAAAGGCAGCAAUAGGUAAAGUGAUAAUGGGUAGUGAAAAUCUUUGUCUAGCAGCUAAAACAGCAGCGGCAGCAUUAUUACCCCAUAGACUAGCUAGCAAUGGUGAUCGAAAAUUAAAUAUAGUGCCAAUUAAAAAUUCAUCACACGUAGACAUUAAAUCAAACACUAAAUUAAACAAUAUGGUUGUGGUCGAUAUUCAGCAGGAAGUACCUGAAGAAAAGUUGAUAUCGAUUUCUGAUACUCUGGAAACUCAUACGAUAAAUGAAUUUCCUGAUAAUCCUGACUCACUUACUUUAGACGAAACUGUUUUAAUAACCAAUCAGGUUAAUGAUAGCGUAGACAAUCUUAAUAAUAAAUUAGAUGUCCAUAAAAAUGUCACUGAAGAUCAAAGUAAUGAGGAAAGUGCCGAAGCUUCAGAUAGUGCACAAGAUUCGUGUCAAGAAAUAGUUAUGAUGACUGAGGAAGAAUUUGAGACGCAGGUUCUCGAUGGGCAGACAGAAAUUUAUAAUUUUGAACCAACGGAAGAUAAUGUCUGCGAAGUUCAAAUCGAAGAGACGGAUUCUGAAACAGUUGUCGAGGUAUUCAAUACAGAGCCGAUGGAAAUUGAUGAAAGUUUAAAUUACACAGAGCAAGGAGAAGACAUUUAAGUAGAUAAAUAUUUAUGAAAUAAGAAAAUAUGUAUAAAUAUAUAUUUUUUACUUGUAUAGUUAGACACUAAGUUUAAUUUUUUAUACGGUGACAUUUAGUUAAUAUUUUUAUCAAAUGUAAAAAAUGGAUGAGUAAAAUUUGUACAGUAACGGAGUACUUGAUAAAAUAAAACGAAAAAAUUAUUUA